Molecule: messenger RNA, 792 nt
Organism: Tetrahymena thermophila SB210
Lineage: Eukaryota; Ciliophora; Oligohymenophorea; Hymenostomatida; Tetrahymenidae
Exons: 6
Source: RefSeq, a predicted model, not a curated record
AUGGAAUUAAACUAAACAACGCUUGAGUCAUAUAAUAAAUAACUCUAAAAGGGAUAAGGUACAUUAAUUGGUAAUUGGUGGGAAGAAAGAGAAUUAAGAGACGUAACUGGUAUAGGAAGAUCUGCUCAUAAUUAUGCAAAGCUCAAAUCAACCAUUUCUUAAACUGGGGCCCAAUCAUUAUAUAAAGAAUCCCCAUAAACAGAAUCAGUAAAUGAUACAAAUGAAAGAACUAUGGGUAAAAAAUUCAAUCACAUACCAAACACAACCAACAGCGAAUAUGGUAAAGGGUUUAAUAAAGCAGAUUAAUUACCCAGAACUGGUCCAGUCCAUCUUAGAACUCAAUAAUAAAUGAUAAAUCACAUAAAAUAAGAACUGAAUGAAAUCGAAAACUAAAAGGAAAUUUAAAGAAAUAUUCGUUACUUCUAGACAACUACAUAAACUGAAUUUGGACCUAAGGAACAUGCUAUGGCAGGUUGCACAGUUGGAAGAAGGGUAAUGAGAACUUAAAAUGGAUAACCAAUAACUCCUGAUAAUAGAGAUGAAGAUAUUUUGGUAGAUCAUGGAUUUUUGGAAAGAUAACCAUUUUUGACUGAUGAGGAAUUGAAAAAUCAAUUACCAUAAGGAGAGAGUUAUUUAACAUAGCAACCUAUUACUUAUUGGACUGAAAAGACAACAGAUGGUUUUGGUUGCGUGUAUUAAUCAAAAUCAAACCCUAAUGACCCUAAAUCUACCUUUAAGCUAAACAAUUAGUUUCUUAAAACAUUCCACGACUAUUCACAUGUCAGAAAGUGA